Messenger RNA from Diospyros lotus (date-plum), 1632 nucleotides. RefSeq names its product methyl-CpG-binding domain-containing protein 11-like. The record is from RefSeq and is a predicted model, not a curated record. The transcript is spliced from 3 exons. NCBI's taxonomy places the organism in Eukaryota, Viridiplantae, Streptophyta, Magnoliopsida, Ericales, Ebenaceae. Gene Ontology annotation, molecular function: DNA binding. The coding region runs from base 178 to 1320 and encodes 380 amino acids.
UUUGGUUCAAACCAACGCCAAAUCUGAGAGACUCCACCACAGCUCCGUUUCUAACCAACCAAACAGGAAAAGUUAGGUUUCUUUCUUCAAUUACAAUUUUAGAGAGAGAGAGAGAGAGAGAGAGAGAGAGAUUUAAGAUUUAUGUAAGUUGAGGGCGCUUAGAAGAGGAGGUCAAAGAUGGCAAGUACUGUGGAUAAGGAGGUUCAAGAUGGCCACAACAGCGACGUCGUUUCUAUCGAGCUAACAGCCCCUCCUGGUUGGAAGAAAUUGUUCACACCCAAAAAAGGAGGCACACCAAGGCAGAAGAACGAGAUAGUAUUUGUUGCUCCAACGGGGGAGGAAAUCAACAACAGAAAACAGUUGGAGCAGUACCUAAAAUCACAUUCAGGUAAUCCUGCCGUGUCUGAGUUUGACUGGGGUACUGGUGAGACGCCAAGAAGAUCAGCAAGGAUAAGUGGAAAGGCUAAGGCAACGCCUCCUUCUGAAAGUGACCCACCAAGGAAACGAGGCCGCAAGUCAUCAGCUUCUAAGGACAACAAGGAGACAGAUACAGCCAUCGAGGAAACUGAUUGUAAGAAAGAGGUUGAAAUGCAGGAUGUGGUUGUCAUGGAGAAUAUUGCUGGAGGUGAGAAGGGAGAAGGUGGUCCCAAGGAAAGUCAGGUUGAGAGCGGAGAUAAUCCAGAAGCCAAAAUGGAUGAAGCUGGUCCUGAGAAAUUCUUGGUGAAGGAUGUUGAGAUUCAAAACAAUGUACAAGAGACCAAGAAUGUUGAAAUAGAUGUUGGAACUGAAAAAGGAGAAGAUGGUUCCAAGGAAGAUCAGGCUGAGAUAGGAGAUAACCAAGAUGCAAAAAUGGAUGAAGCUGUUCCAGCAAAAUCUGUGGGGAAGGAAGUUGAGGUUCAAAAUGAUGCCAAUGAGACCAAGAACGUUGAAUUAGAUACAGUGGUAGACAAGGAACAAACCGAUGAAACUGCAGAUACUGAAGUGACAGGAAAAGUGCCUGAGAAUGAUGUGGACGGUAAUCUGCGGAUAGAGAAACACAACAAUAUGGAUGCAAAGCUAAAGUUAAAUGGUAAUGAUGCAACUGAUGAGGAACAGAACAAGCUUAAAAACAUACCUGCAGAGACACAGAAUGGAGCAGAGCAUGGGAAGCCCGGCGAUCUUGAGCCUUCAUCAGGACGAGAUGUCGAAGAGAAGCUGGGCUUGCAGGAGAACAAUGACAAAGCUAAUGUGCAGUUGGAGAAUGCCAUGGUUAGCCAGCAGCCUGGGCAAGCGGAUGCCUCAAAGCAGCAGCAUCUAACCCCUUCACCAGUAAGCUGCUAAAUUAAUACGUGCACCAUCUCAUCUCUUUUACCACUUUUUUUUUUUUUUUUUUGUAACAUCACACUUGGUUCCUCAUAUCCACAUUCACCUUGUGGGGAUUAAAUUAAAUGUUUCAUUAGGGUAGAUAUGAUGAUCAGAACCUUGUGACCUUGGCGCAGUUGGAGACAGCCGUUACUGUAGUUUCUGUGAUGUUAUGAUGUAGGGAAAAGCUUAGACCGUAUUGUGUAGGCAUGAACUUCUGUUUUGUUGUGUAUCAUCACUUAAUGCACGCCUUGCGGCUUUUGUUCUGGUGGUGGUGGUGGUGGUUGUGGA